This is a messenger RNA of Linum trigynum, 2544 nucleotides long. The record is from the annotation of a GenBank genome assembly. NCBI's taxonomy places the organism in Eukaryota, Viridiplantae, Streptophyta, Magnoliopsida, Malpighiales, Linaceae.
GAUAUUUGGACCGGACCACAUUGGACCUAAUGCAAUGUUGGUCCGAUCCAUGAUGCUAAUUUUUUUCCUUUUGAACCGUGUGUCUCAAGGUUUGGUAUAGUCCUAUUCGAACCAAACCAUUGCACACCCCAAUUAUAUUGUCCUAAUACCUUGAUAUCAAAAGCCUUAAAAAGCAGUUUAUAAGCUAGCUUCUAAGACUUUUACUAGGUUUGAUGGCUGGUUAAUGCCACAUUUGGUCACUAUGAUUACUAAACUGUGUCAUGUUUAGUCACUAGAAAAAAAUUAAUAUCAAAUUUGGUCAUUCUAAUUACUAAAAUAGGUCAUAUUUACUCACUCUUAGUUACUUUCCGUCCAACUCUGUUAAUGGAGUGCAUUAUGUGCUGACGUGGCUAACAGGAGCACCUAGUCAGCACCGUUUUGCCCCAAAAAAUGGUCAAACCCGACCGGCCACGUCACCAAACACGCCAUGUCGUACACCCAACCCAAAUCAUUAACCCAAACUGACCCAUAACCAAACCCUAGCCCACCUAACAAAACAAAAUUGGAACAUCGAUCGGGUUAGUGGCCAUUUUCAAAACAAAACCUUUUCUCCUUCCUCGCGAAGCUCUGGUCCUUACUCUAGGUUCAGCCAUUUUUGAUCGAUCUCCAGGGAGAGAUAAAGAGCUCCACGCUACCCCCUUGACCCCCUUAUCCCGCAGGUGCAAUUCUCUAGAGCUUCAAACACUUAGUCGGCUCGGGACUUAGUGUCGUCCAUGCUCGUCGCUUUUGUCAUCUCCUCCACCAGCAGCUCAACCCACUAGAUUGGGGGGUCGCUGUUGAUUUUCACCACGGGGUCGGGUUUCGUGGUAAGCGCUUCUUCCAGGGAGAGAUGGCAGAUGCGGUGGAUCACAGCGUCGAUGUGGCCGCCGCAUUCCUCUAGGGAUAGCUUGAAAAUCACCACCUCCAUGUUGGGGAACCUCACCUGGAGGCGCUCGAGACAUGGGGGAGCCAACUGGUGGUUCUUGGUAACCGGCAAGGGUUACGGCGAUGGGAAAUCGCAGUUGUAUUCGUUGUCGAACAGAUGCAGUCGCUUGGUAUCGCAGAUUCUUGAACUACAUACAACCGCUGAGGCCAUAAUUUGUGUCUUUUGCACCUCGAGAGAAUCAAUUUGGGAGUCUUUUCCACCUCGCGGGGAAGGAGCAGAGCUUCGCUAGCUAGGAAGGAGAAAGAGUUUUGGUCUGAAAAUGACCACUAAUCUGAUCGAUUUUCCAAUUUUGUAUUGUUAGGUGGGCUAGGGUUUAGUUCUGGGUCGGGUUGGGUGUAUGACAUGGCGAGUUUGGUGGAGUGGCAUGUUGGGUUUGGCCAUUUUCUGGUCAAAACGGCGCUGACUAGGCGCUCUCGUUAGCCACGUCAGUACAUAACAGACUCCAUUAACGAAGUUGGACGGAGAUGAACGGAGAGUGACUAAAUAUGACCUGUUUUAAUAAUUAGAGUGACCAAAUUUAAUAUUAAUUUUUUAUAGUGAUUAAACAUGAUACAAUUUAGUAAUCAGUGACCAAAUGUGGCAUUAACCCUUUUGAUAGCUUUUACUUGAGCUUUUGUUGAAAAAGUUUUUGGAACAAAACUUACAAUAUUUGGAGGUCCAAAGCAUAGAUUUUUAGACUUUAAAACUAGUUUUUGGCUGCACUAAUUAUAUAUAAAUGAUGAUGAGGUAAGUUAUUAUUCAUUUUUCUUCCAAGCCGAGAGUCAACUUAAUAUUCAUCGGCUCCACCACCGACUGUAUAUAUGUUGUGCAGUCCAGCCGACCAGGCGACCACAACAAUGGCGCCACGUGAAUUGCAUAUGAAUGCAGAGAACAACUGAAGCACCGGAGUAUGCUCUCAAUAGCUUAUGUUUGGUUUGACGUUCGCUGCAUAUAAUUGACGGGACGUAUGGGAUGAUACAGGUAAAUGUCACAUUUUGUCACUUAUGACUCGUUGUCUCAAUCAUAACUUCAAACAGAACCUCACUGUAGAGAGGGAGACCCCCGGAAGCGUAAGAACGACUAUUUUGGAGCAGUAAAUACUGGUUCCAUCGACGAGUGAGAAAAGGAACGAGAUACCUACGGCUACGUGAGGGGGGCCAGAAACGGUGCUCCAUGUGCUACGUGAUUGUCCAUUUGCACGAGCAGCGUGGGCGGAGGUUCUUGAUAAUGAGCAAGAUGAUAAAUUCUUCCAAGGGGAGCUCCUGCAAUGGAUGCUACACUACGUUACGGGGAGAGGUGAAAUUAUUAAAUUAUAUCAUGUUUAGUUACUAGAAAAAAUUAAUAUCAAUUUUGGUCAUUCGAACUACUGAAUCAUGACACAUUUAGUCACUCUUCCGUUAGUUUCCGUCCAACUCCAUUAACGAAGUUUGACGGAGGCUAACGGUGAGUGACUAACUGUGACAUGUUUCAGUAAUUCGAGUGACAUUCAUAAGACAAAAAGUAAUUCGAGUGAUCGGAGUUGGACGGAGACUAACGGGAGAGUGACCAAAUGUGACAUAUUUUAUUAUUUUGAGUGACCGAAAUUAAUAUUAAUUUUUCUU